This is a messenger RNA of Wasmannia auropunctata (little fire ant), 1538 nucleotides long. It is a transcript of the gene Atg6, whose product is annotated as beclin-1-like protein. The record is from RefSeq and is a predicted model, not a curated record. NCBI's taxonomy places the organism in Eukaryota, Metazoa, Arthropoda, Insecta, Hymenoptera, Formicidae. The coding region runs from base 117 to 1412 and encodes 431 amino acids. Gene Ontology annotation, cellular component: phosphatidylinositol 3-kinase complex, class III, type II; phosphatidylinositol 3-kinase complex, class III, type I; phagophore assembly site. Gene Ontology annotation, biological process: cellular response to nitrogen starvation; autophagosome assembly; late endosome to vacuole transport. The transcript has 5 exons.
GGCACCAUCAGCUGACCUCAAGCGUCGUAGGCAGCGGCAGACGCGUAUUCGUAAAUAACGACGCGCACAGGCAGGUUGUACGAGUGCAGCUUUCUUUGAUAAGCGACGUACGCGAUAUGGUAGACUUAAAGACAAACGUCAGCUUCGCGUGCCAACGAUGUCUACAACCGCUGAAACUAGAUUCGAGCUUUGAUCACCUUGGGGAGCACACUCUGGCUGAACUCUCACUUCCUAUACAACAACAAGUUGUUGGAGAAUUAGAACCUCAAAGUGACAGUAUAGAGCACUUAGUUCCGCCAUUCAGAUUGACUGAAUCAGGAAAUGGUACAAAUGGAUUUAUGUUAGUUGGCGAUUCUGGUGAAACGGAAAGCUUAAGUCAUCACUUAAAGGUACGAGCAACAUUGUUUGAUAUUCUCAGCAGUAGCAGUUCGGCAGAUCAUCCACUUUGCGAUGAAUGUACAGACAGUCUUUUGCUGCUGAUGGAUCAGCAGUUACGAAUGACAGAAGGAGAAUGGUCAGAUUAUAACGAGUACCUGAAGAAAUUAGAAAUUGAGCAACAAUAUCAGGGGCAUGAAGACGUAGAGAUGGAGAACCUUACAAAGGAAUUGCAGGAUGUAAAGGCCGAAGAAGAAAGAAUGAUAAGGGAGCUGGAGGCAUUGAGAAAAGAAGAAAUAGCCACUAGGAAUGCCAUAGCGGAACAGGAGAGAGAAAGGGAAAGAUUACAAAGUGAAGAGGACAGAUAUUGGAAAGAAUAUUCAAAACACAGAAGAGAUCUCAUGUUAGCUGACGAUGAAUGUCGCAGUUUGGAUAAUCAACUGGCGUAUGCAGCUUCGCAACUUGAAAGAUUGAAGAAAACGAACGUUUUCAACGCCACAUUUCAUAUUUGGCAUUCAGGCCACUUUGGAACUAUAAAUUCAUUUCGAUUGGGACGAUUGCCGAGCGCGCCAGUGGAUUGGAGCGAGAUAAACGCUGCAUGGGGACAAACGACCCUUUUGCUAGUGGCUCUUGCGCGCAAAAUGAAUCUAACAUUCAAGCGUUUUCGUUUAGUGCCAUUUGGCAAUCACAGUUAUAUCGAGGCUUUAGAUCAAAAUAAAGAGCUUCCAUUAUAUGGAAGUGGAGGAUUUAAAUUUUUAUGGGAUACAAAAUUUGAUGCAGCUAUGGUAGCAUUUCUGGAUUGUUUGCAACAAUUUAAGGAACAAGUAGAAAAAGGAGACAGUGAAUUUUGUCUACCAUAUAGGAUGGAUCGGGGUAAAAUUGAAGAUUCCGCAACGGGCAACUCUUAUUCUAUUAAAAUACAAUUCAAUUCAGAAGAACAGUGGACUAAAGCCUUAAAGUUCCUACUAACAAAUUUAAAAUGGGGUCUUGCAUGGGUUAGCUCUCAAUUCACAAAGGACGAAUUGAAUACUAAUUGAAUGUUGGUCUCCUUGUAAUUUUAUGUAAUUUUAAUUGUGCAACUAUCUCGUCAUUGCUUAUGUAUAAAUGCUCUACUUGUAAAUAAAUAAUGCGGUUGAAUAAUAGUAUUGAUUUUUACUUACAAA